Odocoileus virginianus texanus is the source of this 2800-nucleotide messenger RNA. The record is from RefSeq and is a predicted model, not a curated record. NCBI's taxonomy places the organism in Eukaryota, Metazoa, Chordata, Mammalia, Artiodactyla, Cervidae.
GUUCCUCGACCCAGGCAGACUUUUCCCACAAAGUGUCUGGACAGGCGUCCCCAAAGCUUGACGGCCUAACUCUGAUCAGAGCUGAGUCAGGGGCUGGGGCCAGCCUCCAACACUGUCAGUCUGCCUCACUCAGGACACAAGCCCUUCCCACAAUGCCGAGAGACUGGACCUUCCCGCACCAGUCCCGAGACCUCGCGAGAGUUCGCCAGCGCCCGUUGUUGCCCAGGCUCAGAGCCGAUGCCUUCCUGGACCUCAGAACGGUCUCCUCUUUCCUCUUCCACUCCGCGCUCCGCUCUCGGAUUGGCUGGUUGAGUCGGGUCAUUUUUUUUCCUGGCCAGAAAGCGGCUCGGCAACUAGUCUUUCUUUUGGCCCCGCCUCCGAAGCCUGUAGAUUGGAUAGCUGAAUCCUACGUCACGCGCCUCCGCGGGAGCGCAGACGAGCCAAUCAGGAGCUUGGCGUAUUUUACAAACUGGGGAAGUACCUGGAGCAGAGGCCGAGAGUGUCGGGGGAUAAAGCGAAUCGUCAUGACCACCUUCCAAGCCACGAAGGAUCCUCUCCUCCGGGGUGUAUCUCCCACUCCUAGCAAGAUUCCCGUUCGCUCUCAGAGACGCCCACCUCUCCCCACUGUCAAACCCAGCGCCGUGGACCAGGAGAACCAAGAUCCAAGGAGAUUGGGGCAGAAGCUCAGUAUUCAGCGCCCCCUCGCAGACUCAGCAGGCCCCAGGCUGAAAGUCACAUGUCAGACAGAGCAAUCUGAGAAAUUGGUGGGGAGCCCUCAGCUCCGGAACCCCUUGGAGGAGCUCAGGCCUAGCCAUGGGGGUCAAAAUGUGGGCCCUAGGCCACCUACACAGACAGAGGCUCCAGGAACCAUAGAGUUUGUGGCUGACCCUGCAGCCCUGGCCACCAUCCUGUCAGGUGAGGGGGUGAAGAGCUGUCGCCUGGGGCGCCAGCCCAGUCUGGCUCAGAGAGUACUGGUUCGAGGGAGCCAGGGAGGCACCAUCCGGAGGGGUCAGGAUGCCCGGGCCUCUGCAUAUUUGGCCCCCAGAACCCCUACCCAUCGACUGGACCCUGUCAGGGCUUCCUGCUUCUCAAGGCUGGAGGGACCAGGGCCUAGAGGUCGAACCUUGUGUCCCCAGAGGCUGGAGGCUCUGAUUCCACCUUCAGGGCCUUCCUCUCACCCCUCUGCUCCUCCCUGUUUCCAGGAACUAAGAAGAGAGACCAGUGGCAGCAGCAAGACUUCAGCGAGCCAGGCCUCAGGAUCCCUUCUGGAGCAGCCUGUGCAGCCUGCUUCCUCUCUCCCUGAAGGGGAACCUGAAGUUGUCACUCAGUCAGAUGAAGGAGGAGGCGGCCCCCUUGGCCUGGCCCAGCGGGUACCAUUAAAAGAAACCCGAGAUAAAACCCACACCAGGGACUGCUGUGACUCCUGCCUGAUGCCCUCCCCUGGCCAAGCAGUGCCACCUGCCAUCACCCAGCCAUCACCCUUUGGACGGGCUCAGCGUGUACCAUCCCCUGGCCCUUCAGCUCCAAUCUCAUAUUCAGUGUUGCGGCGUCUCGCCACCCGCCCCAAAACCCAGUUCACACCACUCCCAUCAGCCUCCAGAGUUCAGCAGGCCCGAGGGUUGAGUGGCCUCUCCCCUCAACCUUGCCCUGAAGAGCCUGCCCUGCCCUGGGAGCAGAUUGCAGUACGGUUAUUUGACCAGGAGAGUGGUAUAAGGUUGCAGGAGGGGCCUGGGAAGCCACCUGUGUCGACUCCUUAUGGACCCCACGCCAGUAGAACCCCCAACUUCCAGGAGCUGAAGAUGCAGCGCAUCACUAUCCUGCAGCAGCUUUUGCGGCAGGAAGUGGAGGGGUUGGCAGAGGGCAAGUGUGCCCCCCUUAAUGGAAGCUCCUCUCUGGAUAUGGUGGAACUUCAGCCCCUGCUGGCUGAGAUUUCUAGAACUCUGAAUGCCCCUGAAAAAGUACCUGAGGCUUUUCACCUUCCUGGACUGUUACAGCACCCUGAGCUGCCAAAACCCUACUUUCCAGAGGAGUGUGGGGAGCCAGAGCCCUGCCCUGGAGCAGAGCCUGAGGUUGCCCCGCCCUGCCCUCCAGCUGAUUCAGGCCCCCCAGAGUCCUGCCAUGGGGGGAGGCCUGAGAAACCAGAGCCCUCCACCCAGGAGCAGCCUGAGGCGUCAGAGCGCAGCCCUCCAGUAGAACCUGGACCCCUUCAGGCCUGCCCCCAGGGGCAGGUAGGACUCCCAGAGCCCUCCACUACCGUAGAUCCAGGGGUAUCAGAAGCCUGCUCCCUGGAACUCAGAAAUCCAGAGUCCAGCUCAUGGCCCCGCACCAGUCAGUGGGCUCCAGCGACCACCAGCCUGACCUUCUCCUCCCAGCGCCCACUUUGUGCCAGCCCCCGUAUCCGCUCACUCCAGUCCCUGAAGCUCUCACCAGGCCCAACAGGUCCCAGCCAUCCGGCCCCUCGAACCAUGGCCCUGAGGCAGCGCCUCAAAGCGUGUCUGACCGCCAUCCAUGGCUUCCACGAGGCCUGCCUGGACGAUGAGUGUGCCUUCUACACCAGCCGAGCCCCUCCCUCAGGCCUCACCAGGGUCUGCACCAACCCCGUGGCCAUGAUGCUGGAAUGGCAGGAUGCCCUGUGUUUUAUUCCAGUUGGUUCUGCUGCCCCACAGGAUUCUCCGUCAUGAGGCAUCUGCAUCCACUCACUCCUGUCCUGUCUUGCUCCUUCCUUUUAACCUUAUUUAUUUUCCACACCGUGGAUUGGAACUGACACCCUUUUGUCCUUCAAUAAAGUUUCUAAAGUGUC